Molecule: messenger RNA, 879 nt
Organism: Rosa rugosa (rugosa rose)
Lineage: Eukaryota; Viridiplantae; Streptophyta; Magnoliopsida; Rosales; Rosaceae
Exons: 2
Coding region: 1-879 (292 amino acids)
Source: RefSeq, a predicted model, not a curated record
AUGGGGGUACCAGAGUGUGAGGAAAUGGGUUUUGAGGGAAACAUAAGUGAUGCAGGUCCUGAAGGGGAUGAUUCAGAUGGUUUCACUAGUGCACAUGAGUCUGACAGUGAGGGGAAUAAUGUUGGUCAUUUUAGGGUCAAAGGUAAACGGAGGUUCAAUGACUGGGUGGAGUUUAAUGAGAAGGCUGAUAUGAAGACUCCAAGGUUCUGUCUAGGAAUGGUGUUCCCCAAUUCAACAAUGUUUAAGCAUGCAGUGCUAACUAAGAAGGAGCUCAGGUUUCCUAGGAAUACCAAACACCAAGUCUUGGUCAGAUGCAAAACUUCUCCAGAUUGUCCAUUUUGGAUGUAUGCUAGCAGUCCUGAUAUGCAUAAUCCCACUCUCCAGAUAAGGACAUAUAGGCCCAACCAUACUUGCAGUUCAAUUGGCAAAAAAGUAUAUCAUUGCCAUGCUCCAUUCUUAUCUGAAGAGUACAAGGAUGUGUUCCUUGCUGAUGGUAAAUGGACUAGGGAGGGGAUUCAAAGUGCAGUAAUCAGGGAUUUGGGGAUGGAGAUUGGCCAUCAACUUGCAUAUAAAGCUAAGGCAAGGGCAGCAAGGUUGGCACAGGGGACCCUUGAGUCCCAGUACAACCUUCUUGAGUCUUAUGCUCAUGAACUGAAAAAAGAAACCCUGACAGCAGUGUUUGGAUUCAAACAGAACCUGAAGGAGAUGUGGCAAGAUUCAAGAGAAUGUUUUCACAAGGGUCAGUUGUUGUCAGCUGUAGGAAUAGAUGGCAACAAUGGCAUGUACCCCAUUGCAUGGGCCAUUGUUGAGCAAGAAUGUAGAGAUAGUUGGACCUGGUUCUUGACAUUCCUUAAAGAAGACUUACAGAUUCAUCACUGA